Messenger RNA from Sesamum indicum (sesame), 3051 nucleotides. RefSeq names its product squamosa promoter-binding-like protein 7. Gene Ontology annotation, molecular function: DNA binding. Lineage: Eukaryota; Viridiplantae; Streptophyta; Magnoliopsida; Lamiales; Pedaliaceae. Gene Ontology annotation, cellular component: nucleus. The record is from RefSeq and is a predicted model, not a curated record.
GCGGAAAGAAAAAAACAGAAGAAAAUGAUUGAAAGAGACGAAAAGUAAGCAGCAUUUGAUUCCGCCAUCAAUCACUUCUUCUUCUUCUUCAUCAUCAAAACCAAAGGAAACUUCCCCGGCUGCGGCCGCCCCUUCUCACCCGCGUCAAGAUUUUCACGUCGUCGUGUCACCACCAUCGCUCUCAGAAGUCUGUCUGUCUGUCUGUCUGACCCCUUACAUUUCUGCAAGAAACUCACACACAAGAAUUUUCUAACCCCUAAUACCCAUUCAUUUCUCCCAUUUUCUCGGCCCCCAAAAAUCCCUAAAAAAUGCAGCAAAACCCGCCGCAGCCCCCAGGAAUCGAACCGAGAGUGCCUGGUGUACCAUCAGCAGCCGACCGGAUUCCUGCCGAUGACCUAACCUCGUCAUCACUCUUCAACUGGUCUGAUUUCCUUGACUUCAAUCUCGAUGAGAACCUUCACAUAUCCUUUCCCCAGACCGAACCCGAACAGCCCGGUAUUGAAGAAAGUCAACCGUCGGAGAAUUCGGGUCUGGAAAAGCCGGGCAGGGUCAGGAAAAGAGACCCCAGAUUGGUUUGCUCGAAUUUCUUGGCGGGUCGGGUCCCAUGCGCCUGCCCCGAAUUGGAUGAGAAGUUAGAGGAGGAGGAGUCCGCGCUUCCGGGGAAGAAGCGGUCCCGGAUGUUGAGGGCUUCGGGUGGCGCCCCAGCUCGGUGCCAGGUACCAGGGUGCGAGGUUGAUAUUAGCGAGCUUAAAGGGUAUCAUAAGCGGCAUAGAGUGUGUCUGCGGUGUGCAAAUGCCAGUGCCGUGGAGCUAGAUGGGGAGAGCAAGAGGUAUUGCCAGCAGUGUGGAAAGUUUCAUAUCUUGUCAGAUUUUGAUGAGGGUAAACGUAGUUGUAGGAGGAAAUUAGAACGGCACAAUAACAGACGUCGAAGGAAACCUAAUGAUUCUAAAGAAGGCAUGCAAAAGGAAUCUCAACAGGCUAUCUUGGUUGAUGAUGUUAGUGGCGAUGAUGAUACUGGAAAAGAUGGAUUAUGUGUUAGCAGUCAGCUUGAGGAAAAGGAAAUGUUAUUGGAGUCAGAUGGGCAUGUCUCCACACUGUGCUCUGCUCUUGGGUCUCACAGUCUCCAAAGUGAUAGUGUUGUAUCAUUUCCCGCCUUUGACGAAGCUCAUAUCGUUGGGGAUAGACAGAACCCAAGAUACAAACAUUCUCCGUCCAACUGCGAAAACAAGAGCACUUUUUCCUCUGUGUGCCCUGCUGGUAGGAUCUCCUUCAAGCUCUAUGACUGGAAUCCAGCAGAGUUUCCUCGACGGCUUCGACAUCAAAUAUUUCAAUGGUUGGCUAGCAUGCCCAUUGAGUUGGAAGGGUAUAUUCGUCCAGGGUGUACAAUUUUGACAGCUUUUAUCGCAAUGCCAAAGCCAGUGUGGCUUAAGUUAUUGGCAGAACCAGCUCUAUGUAUAAAAGACCUUGUUGCUUCACCUGGGAGCAUGCUUUCUGGAAGAGGCACAAUGCAUGUUUAUCUAAAUGACAUGAUGUUUCGUGUCUCAAAAGAUGCAAGUUCAGUAGUGAAAGUCAAAAUGAAGGAUCGAGCUCCAAAGCUUCAUUAUAUUUAUCCAACUUGCUUUGAGGCUGGAAGGCCUAUGGAACUUGUGGCCUGCGGAAGUUAUCUGCUGCAACCAAACUUUCGGUUUCUUAUAUCAUUUGCGGGACGAUACCUAGCAUACAAUAUUUGUGUAUCAUCGUGUUAUGAGAAAGGAGAUGUCAACAGCAGCGACCAUCAGUUGUUGAAGAUAUUUGUCCCUCAAAUUAAUAUGGAUCUCUUUGGCCCUGCUUUUAUUGAGGUUGAGAACCAGUCUGGCUUAUCCAACUUCAUCCCAAUUCUUGUGGGUGACAAGGACACCUGUGCAGAAAUGGAAAUGUUGCAACAUAAGUUUGACGCACCUGUCUCCUCCCAAGAACGAAAAUCUUCUCCUUCCCCGACUGCAUGUGAAGCUUUUGCUUCAAGACAAACACUGUUAUCAGAGUUUGUUUUAGAUGUGGCGUGGUUGUUGAAAAAACCUGUACCGGAGCAACAGUUGACAUCUUCCCAUAUACAAAGAUUCAACUGUUUAUUGAACUUUCUGAUAGAAAAAGAGUCUUCUGUUGUUUUGGAGAGAGUAUUUUUCUCUCUGAAAUCCGCCAUAGAUAACAAUAUGGUCACUGGAACAUCUGAUUCCGACAUGAGAUUAUUACAGAAAAAUAUGGAUAUUGCGCAACAUAGGCUGGCACAUAAAUUAAUGGUAAAAGACAUUUCAGUGAUCCCUGCAGGGCAUGGAAAUUUUUACAGUCACAGCUGCCAAAAUGAUACUGUCUCUGUCAUUCCAGCUGCUAAUCAGGUUGUGCAAAGAAUGGUGAAGAAUAUGCUUGGGCUCAACGUGCCCUCACCAUCUCUAGAUGAAAGCCUGACACUUCCUCUGCUAAAACAAGAGGUGAUCAUGGAUGUUAAUCAUCAGGAAACGCUGGGAAAGUCUUCCAGUCGGUUGUUAACGAGAAUGUUUUCUACUUCCCGGCUUCUUAUCAUGGCAAUUGCUGCCAUUGGUGUUUGUUUUGGUAUAUGUUCGAUCGUCCUCCACCCUCAACGGGUUGACCUGAUCGUCACCACUAUCCAGAGGUGUUUGUUUGACAACACUUAAUGAUAAUCAGAUUUUUCCAUCGCCUUAGAGGUUUUGUCUCUCAUCUGUACAUACUGUAUGUACACUUCGUUGGAUGUUUAGUUUGAACAUAUACCGGGCUGGGGAAUUUCUGUACUUAAACCCUGAGGAAUUUGCAGGGGGGAACAUGAUAAUACCUGGCUCUGCUACAUGAGAACCGAUGAAAGCUUUCUGGUACACCAGCCGAAAGCUCGUUUACAUGUUUCUUUUCAUGUAUAAUUUGUUUCUAUCUGAUGAGGAACCAAGCAAACCAACAUCUAAUGUAGAGUCUUGUUAGUAUUUCUUACCUGAUGUAUUAGUACUCUUUCUAUGAGCAAAAUGACUGUUGAUAAAAUUUGUUUGUACUAGAAAAUUUGUUGGGAUC